GUUCACACUGAGGAAUCCGGCGUCUACAGCGAAUGGAAUUCUCCUGCCGCCGAAAAUCGCGUAGUUCACACUGCUUGCGGACCGCGCCGCCGGAAAGACAUACAGCGCCAUCUGCCCCAUAAACUGCUAACCUCCAAUCAAGCGCAGGAUAUCCCGGAUGUUCGCGUGGCUCGAAAUUGCGCAGUUGUCUCCGCUCGCGUCGAGUUCGUGUGUUUAUGUUGCGCGUCUCCCCCAUUGCUUGGAAAGACAAUGAUGAACCCCGAGCAAGAAGAGGCAGUACUGCUCGGCCUGUUGGCAAGCACCUUUCUGGCGAUGCAUGACGCGCAGAAGCAUUCGCCGAAGAGACGGCAGCAGCGGCGUUGGUGGGUUCGCCCAGCUCUGCAAGAGCGCGAACAGCUUGGUCACGCCACGCAACUGCUACCCCUCCUGCGAAAUCGCGACGUGGAGUACUACAGAGAAUACCUGAGGAUGCCUCCACGUACUUUCGACACGCUCGUGCAGCUCGUCGGACCACACAUGCGGAAGAAAGAUACGAAUUUCCGAAAAGCGAUCAGUUCCGAGCACCGGCUUGCGCAAACUGUCAGAUUCUUGGCUGCAGGGGAAACGCGCCGCUCAUCUUGUUUUAGCUUCCUAAACGGACGCUCGACAGCCUGUGGCGUUGUGUCGUCGGUGUGCCAGGUGCUGUGGGACGUCCUUGGCCCUUUGUACGUUGCCUGUCCAUCAAGUGCAGAUGAGUGGCUGCGGAUUGCAAGUGAUUUCGAGGAGCGGUGGAACAUGCCCCACUGCGUGGGCGCAAUUGAUGGAAAACAUGUUGCCAUCGAAUAUCCUUCCAAAUCAGGAAGUGAGGACCGGAACUACAAAAACUUUUUCAGUAAAUCUCUGCUUACCAUCAGCGACGCCUGCUACAGAUUUCUGUACGUAGAAAUAGGUCACCAUGGCAGUGACUCAGAUGGUGGUGUGUUCAGCCGAAGUAGGCUACAAGAGGCCAUUCUUUCCAACAAGCAAGGAUUCCCCCAUGAUGCACCAUUGGGCAACGUUGGCAACAUUCCCUUCUACCUGGUGGGAGAUGAAGCGUUUCCCCUUAAGACAUACAUGAUGCGGCCGUAUCCCAGGAAAAGCAAGUUUAACCUUUUCAUUACUUUGCAUGCUCGGUAG
Dermacentor andersoni is the source of this 1155-nucleotide messenger RNA. RefSeq lists its product as uncharacterized. NCBI's taxonomy places the organism in Eukaryota, Metazoa, Arthropoda, Arachnida, Ixodida, Ixodidae. The record is from RefSeq and is a predicted model, not a curated record.